CCCCUCCCAGGACCCUGACGGAUGGGCCGAAUGGGACAGAGCUUCUAGAAGCCGUUUUUAGCGUCUUCUCGUGUUCGACUCGAUGAUACGGAUGCCGGAGCCGUCCUUUGGGGCCUUGGAUUCCGGAGUUCCUCUUCCCCAAGGGCCAAGACGAACUGACAUGCAGAGUCGAACCCAAAAAAACCGUUCUUUCGCCCCCCCUGCCCGUAUUCCAAUCGGUUCUCAGAGAGAGCUGCAAGUGCUGUUCCGUAUUCUGUGCAGCAGCGAGGAUACCCACAUUGACUGGAACGCCGGGUAUGCAGGACUGCACGAACGAGGCCCCAAUGGAGACAAGGACGAAGAAAAUCGAGCCUGCUGCGCUGCUGGUGCUUCUGGAAAUAGGAUCUCUCGGGGUCCGCCGAGAGGCAAGAAAACCAACAACGCUACCGUGCGUGGAUAUCUGCCAGAGCGCAACAAAGUUGUCACUUGUCAGAGCUCACUCGUGUACCCGACGUUUGCCUCGCUGCAACUUGCCGAGCGCUAUAGAGCACCCGCUGCUAUCACUGUGUGUCGAAUUGAAGUCCACAGCAUCAGGGCCAGGGCCAAGCAAGGUUCUAACUGCAUGGCUUCUGUCUCCCCUCGUGGGCCGCUCCGCCGUCGUCUUGUUCGUCGGCAUCGAUGUCUGCCCUGGCGCCAUCCCCCAGUACCUGACGUUUGGUGCUUACAGGCGUACCUCGCCGACCACAGGAUGCCUUUCCCGGGGCCGCUGGGCAUUCUGUACCCGCCCUGCCUGCGAGGUAAAAAAAUAAUAAAAAAAAAAAAUGAAUUGUUACUGCUCACGCGGGGCUGCGUUCCUGUUUGAGGCUUGGCGAGGGGCAGCCCUCCAUAAGUCCAAAGUGGCUCUCUGGAAGAGUCCGAAGGGGAGAGGGCCACAGGGUAUGGAGGAUCGAGG
This is a messenger RNA of Colletotrichum acutatum, 931 nucleotides long. RefSeq lists its product as uncharacterized. The transcript has a single exon. The coding region runs from base 83 to 841 and encodes 252 amino acids. NCBI's taxonomy places the organism in Eukaryota, Fungi, Ascomycota, Sordariomycetes, Glomerellales, Glomerellaceae. The record is from RefSeq and is a predicted model, not a curated record.